AAAAGGUUUGAAACAAUACAGCCACUUGUUCUGUGGUCGUUUUCUCAACUUAAAGUUCUAUAACUCUUUCAGUUUCACUUUUUUUUUUUUUCUCGUUCCAUUUGAAAGUUCAUUGUUACAACCAAUUUACUUUUUGCCUUUCUUAAUUGGCUUUUAGAAGUGCUCAUGCUGGUCAGUUGAAGGACUGCACUUAGGGUAGAAGAUAGCAUUAAAAACUUCUACUGGUCACUUAAGUGCUGGACCAGUGCAUACAUAGCCAAUACAAUUAUAGUCUUAAGCUAAAAGCAUUUUUGUUUCUUUAGUUUUUUAUGUUUUAAAGCCUUUGUUUCAGAUUGAUAAGUUGCUUGUGUUUUAGUUCAUUGUAUUUGCCUUUGUUUAUAAAAUAGAUGCUAAAAUGUGUUCAUAGAGAAAAUGUCCAACUCUUGUUUAUUAUAGAGUGUAUAUGAAGGAGCGUCUUUUCCCAAGGUAACAUUAUCUUCACUGAGUGCUCACUUUGUCCUAAAUAGUCAUAUUGGCCAAAAAAUGACUCCAGCUGUAUAUCACAGCUUUUAUCCAGAUCACACUUUUGAUCUUUUGACUUAUAUCUAAUGUCUUAGUUGUAGUAACAGUACUUUAUUUCCCACAAGAAUCAUUCAGGUGGAAGGGGUAAAAAAAUUACAUUUAUCUUAAAUUUAGUUCAAAAUCUUUUAAAGUAAAAAAUGACUGUAAAAAGUAGAAGAAAAGAAAAAUGUUGGUAUUGAAUGGUUUUGAUUUGUUUUAAAGAUAGACGUGAAAUGAAAAGUUAAGGUUAAUUUUAAAUUAGUUUUUCUUGGUAUAAACCUGUGCAGUCCUGAACACCAAGCAUUGGGUUUUUAAAUAUCUUUUUAUGUCAUUUAUUCCCUUUAAAAAAAAAAGAACUUACCAUUAGUUUAGAUCUGAAAUCAACAAAACAACAGAGUGGUUAGUGAGUGUUGGGAAGGGUUUUGUUCUUGUCUAUGUCUUGUUCAACUCCUUUAGCCACAUCUCUUCUUCUCUCCUUUCUGACAGCUACGCGUAAUCAGAGCAUUUAGGAGUAUGUUGGAGGACUUGGAAGACAAGCGUAGCGUCAACAGCUACCACAGUUUUCACAGUCUACGACUGUCGCGCAGUCACCAUGGCCCGCGCAAUUUCGGGGAUGAGCUAAGCUCUCGCUAUGAGUCACACUUUCUUCGAACCACCUCAGCCUCUGGUCACACCCACUCCCUGGUCCCAGGGUUUCGGGGCACUGGUCGCAGUAAUAGUGCACGGUAUUACAGCACCAGCCCAUCCAUCACAUACCCUAACCUCCAAUUAAAAAGUCAUUCCUAUGAAAAUGUGCCCCUGGUCUCCCAUCAAGGUUACACUAUGGACAUCCCAGCUAACCUCAUUGGUCCAAUAACGCCGCCUAGGAAAUCUAAAACUCUCAGUCAUUCUGACAUUUCCCAACAAUCUGAAACUGCUAUAUGAUACACAAUAUUUACAAAAAAAAAAAAAAAACAACUUUUUUACAAUGAAUUCUUUAGCGAAAACUUUUAUGAUUGAUUAAAAAAAAUUGUUUCCAGAUAUUUUAGUUUGUCAUUUGUAAGUAGUUGCCUUGACUACUGCUGUAAUACAUUUGUCUGUUGACCAGAUGCAGGAAGUUGAUGCAGUAAUUCAUCAGCUGUUCUCAUUUCCACAUUUUGUAUUUUUAUGUAGCAUUAAAAUGUUCUGUCAAACUUUCCAUUUUCUUUUAUCAGUUACUUAGAUGAUUAGUAGAUCUCUCUCUAUAUAUAUAUCAAUGAAACUGCUAAAACUGCAGAUCAUCCAAGUUUCUUUCUCUCCUCUUUCCAAAGUUCUUCCAUCCACUUGUCCUCUCACUUUCAAUUUGUUUGUUGUUGAAGAUUGUAUUCUCCUUGUUUUCUAACC
Messenger RNA from Biomphalaria glabrata, 1902 nucleotides. RefSeq lists its product as uncharacterized. The coding region runs from base 1054 to 1464 and encodes 136 amino acids. The record is from RefSeq and is a predicted model, not a curated record. Lineage: Eukaryota; Metazoa; Mollusca; Gastropoda; Planorbidae. The transcript has a single exon.